Molecule: messenger RNA, 1032 nt
Organism: Acanthosepion pharaonis
Lineage: Eukaryota; Metazoa; Mollusca; Cephalopoda; Sepiida; Sepiidae
Source: the annotation of a GenBank genome assembly
AUGUUUCUUUUUCAAAUGCUACGUCAAGUUGUUAUUCUUCAAAUUCUUUUCGUUCAAAUUCUUCUUCUUCAAGUACUCGAAAUCCUUCUACAAAUUCUUCUUCUUCAAAUACUUCAAAUUCUUCUUCUUCAAAUUCUUCUUCUUCUUGCUCUUGUUGUUAUUUUUGAAGACGAAGAAAAAACGCCGUGGGCAAUCGUGUAUUUUCCCACCUUCCUUAUCUUUGCAGGUCCUAAAAGUGUCUUUUUACUUUCACCAUUUCUUGUCCUCCCAUCGAUCUACGCAAGAUCGUUACGUAGUUUAUUCUCUAUUUCACUCUAUCAUUCUUACCUUCAUUAUGUAUUUUCUUCUUUCUUUCCCUCGUUUCUUCUUUAUUCCUUCUCCCUUUUUCCUUUCAGUUUUUCUUUCAUUCUUUUUCUUUUCUUUCAGUUCUUCUUUCUUUCCUUCGUUUCUUCUUUAUUCCUUCACCCUUUUCCUUUCAGUUUUUGUUUUCAUUCUUUUUCUUUCUUUUUGCUUUUCUUUCAGUUCUUCUUUCUUUCCUUCGUUUCUUCUUUAUUCCUUCUCCCUUUUUCCUUUCAUUUUUUUCAUUCUUUUUUCUUUCUUUUUGCUUUUCUUUCAGUUCUUCUUUCUUUCCUUCGUUUCUUCUUUAUUCCUUCACCCUUUUCCUUUCAGUUUUCUUUCUUUCUUUUUUCUUUCUUUUUGCUUUUAUUUCAGUUCUUUCUUUCUUUCUUUCUUUCUUUCUUUUUCUUUCUUUCUUUCUUUCUUCUCUCUUCCUUCCUUUCUUUCUUUCUCAUUUUCCUCUCUCUCUCUCUCUCUCUCUCUCUCUCUCUCUCUCUCUAUCUAUCUAUCUAUCUAUCUAUCUUUCUUUCUUUCUUUCUCGCCAUCUCUCCCUCUAUAAACAAGGAUUCUGCCAGUGAGCUUGUUCAGUCUCUUUAUUUCAUUCAUACUUUUUCUUCCUUCUUUUCUUUCAUUUUAGUCUUUCUCUCUUUUCUUUCGUUUAUUGAUUUCUUCCCAUUUCUUUCAUCUUUGCUUUAG